This is a messenger RNA of Archocentrus centrarchus (flier cichlid), 1619 nucleotides long. RefSeq names its product APEX nuclease (multifunctional DNA repair enzyme) 1 (gene apex1). Gene Ontology annotation, molecular function: endonuclease activity; double-stranded DNA 3'-5' DNA exonuclease activity; DNA-(apurinic or apyrimidinic site) endonuclease activity. NCBI's taxonomy places the organism in Eukaryota, Metazoa, Chordata, Actinopteri, Cichliformes, Cichlidae. Gene Ontology annotation, cellular component: nucleus. Gene Ontology annotation, biological process: base-excision repair. Bases 206 to 1138 code for a protein of 310 amino acids. The record is from RefSeq and is a predicted model, not a curated record. The transcript has 5 exons.
GCACGUGGGCAGCAACCUUGGCUGUGAGUGUGUGUGUGUGUGUGAGAGAGAGAGAGAGUGUGUGUGGUGUGUUUGGGGGGAGUGCCUGGGAAGCAGCGCUUGUCUGGGCUUUGCAUCCUGUUGUGAAAGUGCAACGGCGCGUGUGGUGUUGUGUGUGCGUGUUGUGUGUCUGCGUGCUGUGUUUGCUGUCAGAGCGAGUUCAAGUAUGAAGAGAGGCAAGAAGGCAGAGGAGGUGGCUGCAGAAGGAGAAAAUGAUACAGCCUCUGCUCCUGCAAAGAAAACAAAGAAGGCCAAGGAACCCGAGGCCCCGAUAAUGUAUGAUGAUCCUCCUGACAAAAUGACCAGCAAAGACGGACGCGACGCUAACAUGAAGAUCACCUCCUGGAACGUGGAUGGGCUGAGGGCCUGGGUUAAAAAGAAGGGCCUGGAUUGGGUGCGCGAGGAGAAUCCAGACAUUUUGUGCCUGCAGGAGACGAAGUGCGCGGAGAAAGACCUCCCUGCUGAAAUCACCUCAAUGCCCGAGUACCCUCACAAGUACUGGGCUGUGUCAGGUGCUAAGGAGGGUUACAGUGGGGUGGCCGUGCUCUGCAAGACUGAACCCCUCAAAGUGACCUAUGGAAUUGGCAAAGAGGAGCAUGACAAGGAGGGCCGUGUCAUCACUGCUGAGUUUCCAAACUUCUACCUGGUGACGGCCUACGUGCCAAAUGCUGGCAGAGGCCUUGUUCGCCUCGAUUACCGCAAAACCUGGGAUGUGGACUUCCGGGCGUACCUGAGUGAGCUGGACGUGCAGAAGCCCCUGGUGCUGUGUGGAGACCUCAAUGUCGCUCACCAGGAGAUCGACCUGAAGAACCCCAAGGGGAACAAGAAAAACGCCGGCUUCACCCCCGAGGAGCGCGAAGGCUUCAGCCAGCUCCUGUCGGCAGGUUUCACCGACAGCUUCCGUGAGCUGUACCCCGAGCAGACCAAUGCCUACACCUUCUGGACCUACAUGAUGAACGCCCGCUCAAAGAAUGUGGGCUGGAGGCUCGACUACUUUGUGCUGUCAUCUUCUCUGCUGCCAGGCUUGUGUGACAGCAAGAUCCGCAACAAGGUGCUGGGGAGCGACCACUGCCCCAUCACUCUGCACAUAGCUGUGUAAGGUCACUGAGGUCAGCAGGCUUUGCAUAACCUUCAGUCUGUUCCCUUCAUGUCUUUUUCAACUUGUAUGCUCAGCCACUGAGGCAUCAUCUUCUCUACGGAGUGCUGCUCAAACUCACUCUUGUAGUAAAUUCAACUGUAGCUUAGCAGUUUAGGACUUGUACUUUACUGUUUUUUUUUUGUUUUUCCACAUAAGAUGUUCAGAAAAUGACCUCACAAAACACAAUUUGUGUCUUCCUGUAACUGAAUUUGUCUCUAAAUGAAGUCAUGUCCAAAUUUCUUUUGACAAUUUUGUAACAGAUGCAACACUAAAUGUUCAAAAUGUGUAAGCUAAUUUUCAGGACCUGCAGGAUAUUUGUUACUGUUUUAAAGUGAAUCAACUGCUGUUAAAAGAAAAUGUCUUAAGCUUCUUUUCCAAACCAGUGUUAAAGUUUCUGUUGUCAAACUUUCCCACACUUGCCAAUAAAAGACUGAAUUAUGUA